UCAAGUCCAUCAUCUCCUGAACCAGCCAGUCUUCCUGCAGAAGAUAUUAGUGCAAACUCCAAUGGCUCCAAACCUGUAGAAGUCAUGCUAGAUGAUGACAGAGAAGAUCUUUUCGCAGAAGCCACAGAAGAAGUUUCUUUGGACAGUCCAGAAAGAGAGCCUAUCCUCUCCUCUGAGCCUUCUCCUGCAGUUACUCCUGUCACACCUACUGCACUCAUUGCUCCUAGAAUCGAAUCAAAGAGUAUUUCUGCUCCAGUGAUCUUUGAUAGAUCCAGAGAAGAGAUUGAAGAAGAAGCGAAUGGAGAUAUUUUUGAUAUAGAAAUUGGUGUGUCAGAUCCAGAAAAAGUUGGUGAUGGCAUGAAUGCUUACAUGGCAUAUAGAGUAACAACAAAGACUUCUCUUUCCAUGUUCAGUAAGAGUGAAUUUUCAGUCAAAAGAAGAUUCAGUGACUUUCUUGGUUUGCAUAGCAAAUUAGCAAGCAAAUAUUUACAUGUUGGUUACAUUGUGCCACCAGCUCCAGAAAAGAGUAUAGUAGGUAUGACCAAGGUCAAAGUAGGUAAAGAAGACUCAUCGUCCACUGAGUUUGUAGAAAAACGAAGAGCGGCGCUGGAGAGGUAUCUGCAGAGAACAGUAAAGCAUCCGACCUUGCUUCAGGACCCCGACUUAAGGCAGUUCUUGGAAAGCUCAGAGCUGCCGAGAGCAGUUAAUACACAGGCUCUGAGUGGAGCAGGAAUAUUGAGGAUGGUGAACAAGGCUGCCGACGCUGUCAACAAAAUGACAAUCAAGAUGAAUGAAUCGGAUGCAUGGUUUGAAGAAAAGCAACAACAAUUUGAAAAUCUUGACCAGCAACUUCGGAAACUUCAUGCCAGUGUUGAAGCCUUGGUCUGCCAUAGAAAAGAGCUUUCAGCCAACACAGCUGCCUUUGCUAAGAGUGCUGCCAUGCUAGGUAAUUCUGAGGACCACACUGCCCUGUCUAGAGCCUUGUCUCAGCUUGCAGAGGUUGAGGAGAAGAUAGACCAAUUACAUCAAGAACAAGCUUUUGCUGACUUUUACAUGUUCUCAGAACUUCUUAGUGAUUAUAUUCGGCUCAUUGCUGCAGUGAAAGGUGUGUUUGACCAUCGGAUGAAAUGCUGGCAGAAAUGGGAAGAUGCUCAAAUCACUUUGCUCAAAAAACGUGAAACUGAGGCAAAAAUGAUGGUUGCUAACAAACCAGAUAAAAUUCAACAAGCUAAAAAUGAAAUAAGAGAGUGGGAGGCGAAAGUACAACAAGGAGAGAGAGAUUUUGAGCAGAUCUCUAAAACAAUUCGAAAAGAAGUGGGAAGAUUUGAGAAAGAAAGAGUGAAAGAUUUUAAAUCUGUUAUCAUCAAGUACUUGGAGUCAUUAGUACAAACACAGCAACAGCUGAUAAAGUACUGGGAGGCAUUCCUACCUGAAGCCAAAGCCAUUGCCUAGCGAUAACGUUAUCCUUGUUAAGGAGACAUUGGAUUCCUCAGUGAGAUCAUCUAGAAACCAUCUAAAUAAACCACUAUAUAUUUUAUGAAUCACAUGUGGUUUUUUUUAUAUAUAAAAACAUAUGCGCUGACAUUUUAUUACAAGCUGCAUGUCCUGACCCUAUUUGAAUUAAGUGGACUGUGGCAUGACAUUCUGCAAUAUUUUGCUGAAUUGAACACUAUUGUGUCUUAAAUAAUUGCACUAAAAAGUGCAUCGCAAGGCCAGAAAAUUUUACAAUCUUUUGUCUUUUAUGUUCUGUAGUAUGUUUACCCUCAUUAUGAAGAAUAUUAGCAAAUGCAUUGAUUAAUGUUCACUUAUACAUUCCUGUACAGAAAUUAUGAUUUUGUGAUUAUAGUAAUAAAAUAUUACUUGUGAAAUAUUAGUAAUAAAUUAUUUGAGUAUGUAAACAUGUUAGGGAUCUUUUAAUAGGAAGAAAUACUUCUAAAUGUAUAUAGUUAAUACUGUCAUUCCUUAAAUGUUUUAAUUGAUAGGAAAUGCCAAGUUCUUACAUUGAUUUGAAUAGCUAAAUGAAACUUAUAAAUUGUCUUAUAAAACAACCAUAAAUCAGGGAACAGUUAUCUUGGUCAUUUUAGGUAAAGAAGAGAAUAUUAUAAAUGCCCAAUUGAAAAGUUAGAAGAAGUUGGGCAUGUAGUCAUGCCUGUAAUCCUAGUACUUGGGAAAACUGGAAUAAAUGGAUCAUUGCAAGUUCAAGGCCAGUCUGGGCUAGAGAAUCAAAACAAACAAAGGAUAGUGUUUGUGUUUCAGUCAUAUGUGUCGUGGAUUUCUUUUUCUUUAGCUCAUCUUGUUACCUUCAAAUGUUUUAUUGUUGCCUCUGUUUCUAUUUUAAACUAAAAGCAGGUCAUCUGCAGUCAUGAUUGAAAAGGAAUUGGUACCAUAUUAAAACACCAUGGUUUAAUGAGUAGCCAAGGACAGCAAAAAAAAAAAAAAAAAAAAAAAA
Cricetulus griseus (Chinese hamster) is the source of this 2449-nucleotide messenger RNA. Lineage: Eukaryota; Metazoa; Chordata; Mammalia; Rodentia; Cricetidae. The record is from RefSeq and is a predicted model, not a curated record.